Molecule: messenger RNA, 1131 nt
Organism: Hydatigera taeniaeformis
Lineage: Eukaryota; Metazoa; Platyhelminthes; Cestoda; Cyclophyllidea; Taeniidae
Source: the annotation of a GenBank genome assembly
AUGGAUACUGUCCCCAACAAUGAGUACGCGCCAACUAGUUCCCAAAAUCACCUUGGUGGGGCCAGCUACAUCAGUGGCCGCGACCUUUUUACCCAUUUUGCCAAUUUGACGAGUCAAGAUCGCCCCAAAUCCAAGUCUCCAAAUUCCCACAUCAGCACAAAUAAUAACAGCAAUAGCACUAGCACAACGUGCGCGGACAUCUACUCCGCUAUUUUGAGCACCCAACAGCAGCAAGGUGUCAUUGACGAGACAUCAGCCGUUUUCACAUCCCCCACCCGUCAUCUCAGUGAGCCUUCUACUGCAGGAACGCGUCGGUCUCCUAUUGUUCCUUCUCCCACCGGGUCACAUGAUGCCUGUAUGCGUCUUCUGUGUCGUCAUGUGACACGUCUCAAUUUGAAUGUUUACGUGCCUGCUUGUGUGUAUGUGUACGCCCACGAUCAGAUGGAGCGCACGCCGCGUUCCUGCCGUACAUCUCCCUCAGUCCCCAUAAAAUCAUUCCACCAGCAUCUCCAACGCUCAUCCCCACCCCACAGUCUCGAGUCAUCGCCAAACAAUGGCCUGGAACCCCCUCAGCACCAGUCCAACACCAACGCCAACCCAUCUUCCUCCCCCGUCUUUUCUCUUACCCAGUCUGGACUGCAAGAACUUAUGCGCAAAUCUGGCAACGUUAUUUCCACCGAGGAGAUUAAGAAGGCAAACAACUCGAGUCAGCUUUACCUUCUCGUCCCAAGUAAUUAUCCUGUCAUAAUGGCAGUCGGUGGAGAACGCGAGAAGGCAGCUGCAACGGCUGCGGCUGCAACAGUGAAUGAGGCAACGGCACGAAAUUUGUUGGAGCGGUUCCAGUUGACUUCAGCACCUACGCCACAACAACAACAACAGUCUGCUCCGUCUCCGCAAAUGAUAGUGGAUCCUCAACCACAACCACCGCCGCAACAGCAGCAGCAGCAACAGCAACAACAUUCACAGAGCCAACAAAAGGCGACUGUAAUGCUACGAGCGCCAAGGAAGAAUAGUACAAAUAUCCCACCAAUGCUACUGCAGUCGCUGAAGGAUGUUGUCCCGUCUCUCGCAUUUAGAGUCUUCGAAAUGCCCAAGAACGCUUAUCUAGGCUUUUGUGACCUCAUCAUCUAG